UAAUGACUUAAGACUUGGAGAGAGUUCUUUGGUCGGACACAGAUCCACUGCAUGCUCACCUGCUCUGUGGCUGUUAGUGAUGUAUGACUGCACGUUUCAAGUGUAUUUAUGGUAAUAUUGUUUAAUUGAUUCAUUUUAAGUUAUUUCUGUAAAGGAGUAGGUCUCUGUUUUAGAGUUCGUGCAUGUGUAAUUACUUGUCUUGAUGACUCACACGUGUGACUCUUAACAAUGCUUGCUGAAGGUCACGUUAUAGUGCGACGCACUUAUUUAACUAAUGUGCAUCUGUUCUUUUGCAACCGUGACUUGAUUUACAGAUAACUUUAUCAUCUUAUCGUUCAACCGAGACAGCAACGAUGGCGUUUACUCAUGUGUUUUGACCAGCAGACUAUUUUUAGUCCACUUUAUAGGUGAGACCACCCGGACUAUGACUUGGUCCAAACUUUGUUCUGCGCUGUGGGUGACCCAGUGAAAAGUGUCCGUGAGACCGGAUAGUUUAGUCGUGCCAGGCGGAGGAUGUUAGGAAGCCCGCCAAACAACGGUGGCACCAGAAUGCUGGUACCCCCGGACCCGAGCGACGACAGGCGGGUAGAGUCUGUGGCUCUGACCGCCGUCCACACGGAGAGAAGCGAACCGUCCAGCCCGGAGCGCGGACACCUGUCUCACCGGACAGGUCUGCUGGGCACCCCGCUGCCCGGGCGGCCCGCGCACCGGGUCAACACGUCCGGUCCGAGCAAACGCUUCAGAAAGUUCCAGAACUGCAUGUACAACGUGCUGGAGAGACCAAGAGGAUGGGAUUUCAUCUACCAUGCAUUCAUUUUUCUGCUGGUGCUCAGCUGCUUGGUGUUGUCUGUGUUCUCCACCAUCCCCGACCACCAGCAGUUUGCCAACCAAGGCCUCUUCAUCCUGGAGUUUGUGAUGAUCGUGGUGUUUGGGUUGGAGUACUUCAUCAGGGUCUGGGCAGCUGGCUGUUGCUCCAGAUAUCGUGGAUGGAAGGGACGACUGAGAUUUGCCAGGAAGCCUUUCUGUGUCAUAGACUUCAUAGUAUUGGUGGCAUCCUUGGCCGUGAUAGCUGCCGGGACGCAGGGCAACAUCUUUGCCACCUCAGCCCUGCGCAGCAUGCGCUUCCUGCAGAUCUUGCGUAUGGUCCGUAUGGACCGUCGGGGAGGCACCUGGAAACUACUGGGCUCAGUGGUUUACGCUCACAGCAAGGAGCUGAUUACCGCCUGGUACAUAGGUUUCCUGGUCCUGAUCUUUGCCUCCUUCCUCGUGUACCUGGCAGAGAAAGACAUCAACUCAGACUUCAACACCUAUGCAGAUUCCCUCUGGUGGGGGACAAUUACUCUAACAACCAUUGGCUACGGGGACAAGACGCCUCGCACUUGGCAAGGCCGGCUCCUCGCUGCUGGCUUUGCUCUCCUGGGCGUCUCCUUCUUUGCCCUGCCUGCUGGAAUUCUGGGGUCAGGCUUCGCCUUGAAGGUCCAAGAGCAGCAUCGACAGAAGCACUUUGAGAAGAGGAGGAUGCCUGCUGCUAACCUGAUACAGGCUGCAUGGCGUCUCUACUCUACAGAUGUCAAGCAUUCCUAUCUGACAGCUACUUGGUACUUCUAUGACAGCAUGUUGCCGUCGUUCAGAGAACUGACGCGAUUGUUUAGUCACCUCCAGCGACAGCGCAACACCAAGAAGGUCGUCCACAACUCCUACAACACGCUGCUGUCUGGGCUGCGGCCCUACAGCCUCCCCUACCUGUCAGGGGACAGGAAGGCAGAAGUUCCCUGCAGUCAACUUCUUUCUAAAAAACGGGGUCUCUUCCGGAUUCACAGUGGCCGCAAGCAGAGCAGCAAAAUGGGCUUUCGGGAUCGGAUCAGGAUGAACAAUUCCCGAUCAUCCCAAAGCGUUAGGAGCAGGACGUCACCACUGCCCCCCGGCUCCGGCGUCCGAAGCUCCCCCAGCCAGGAGAACGUGCCCGAUGCCACCAGCCCAGGGAAGGUCCAGAAGAGCUGGAGCUUCAAUGACCGCACACGCUUUCGCACCUCCCUUCGCCUCAAACCACGUCCACCUGUUGAUGCAGAUGGGCUCGGGGAGGACGUUGUAGAAGACAAACCAUAUUGUGACGUGUCCAUGGAGGAGGUGAUCCCAGCAGUGAAGACGCUCAUACGGGCUGUCAGGUCCUUUAGGUGCAAGCCGGAGCUGCUGUGCCUCGGGUUGUUGAUAGAACAAGGUCACUAUGGUCAGAUGAACAACCCAUACAUGUGCAUUCAGACAUGAGCGCUUCUCGUGGUAUUUCACUGCCUGCACUAUUUGGUGAACAUGCGUGUCCAUUUAGGCGCUGGCGUGAGCAGAUCAGCUGAUGGAGUAGAAAUAUCCACUUAGGAGACGUAACUGAGCCCUCCUGCAGGCACGCUAGUUCCCCUGUGUGACCGUGUCGCUCAGAAAGGACAGCUCAUUCAGACCGGACAUGUGGUGUGAGAGUAGAGAGUACACACACACACACACACACCAUACAGAUGGAGGAUCCCACUACAUUACAACUGCAGAGACCAAGGAUAUCGUACAGUUCAAGGACAGCUGUAAUAACAAUUGAUUAAGAGCAUCGCUGGUGUUGAUUUCUGUCAUUGUGUCGUCUCUUUAUCGACUGCAAGCUUUGAUGUGUCAAUGUGUGCUUAUGCACUUUAAAUUAAUUCAGCGUACAAUCAUGACGAGAAGCAAAACCGUUACACAUAUAAACUAAGUAAUCAUAAAUCAUCCCGCUUUUUGUGUUUAUUUUUAAUUUAUUCAUCUCGUUGAUGAACAUGUUUCUUCUUUGUGUAAGUAAAGAAAUGCUCUCUUGGCAAAUCUAUAACUAUAAUUAUGAAUUAUUUGUAAUUAAUCAUUGUGUAAAUCCCACAAAUACAUAACCUUUUGUUCUGAAAUGUGCAGAUAUGCCAUAGGGUUACCAACGGUAUGAACACACACACACACACACACACACACACACACACACACACACACACACACACACACACACACACACACACAGUUUUUUACAGAUGGCAGAAAAAAAACUACAAUUGCUUGCAAACAUCUGGUGUUGGGGCCAGACUGGUCUCCAUUGAGGUUUGAUGAGAGCAGAUUGUAUUGACUAUCUUCUGGGGGCCUGAUGUCGGGGCGGUUCCCUCACAGCAUUGUUCAUGGUGGCGCUACGCGGUGUGUGUGGUUUCAUAUGCUCUCUGGGAAGCUCUUGAAUAAAGAUUGGAACGUGGCUGGAAAUACGGUAAACUCUGUGUUUGCCUUCCGGUGUCCUAGUUAUUAUAAUGCAUAUUGUAUAAUCUAUAGGAAUAUAUAGUUUAUUGAAUGAUCCACCCUGAUCUUGAUUAUUGUAAUAAUUUAAUACGCUUUAAAGGUUCACUCAGUGGUGUGCAGAUCUCCACCUGAUGUAUCUUCAACAACCGCUGCUGUAUUGUGGGAUUUAAUUCAUAUCUAGAAACCAAAGGGCUGUAAAAGCCACUUCAUUAGAACUCAAAAAGGAGCGACUCUAAAUGCAGGCAGUCAGCUCGAUGUCAUCGUAUAAGACACGUCAGGAAGUCUUGCCAAAAACAACAAGAACUACACCAAGCUGCCUGCCUGCGGAGCAGCGGCUGAGUGGCAUUGAUCCACUCUGCAGUGUGUCUCCUGCGAGCUCCUUUCGCUGUUAGCACACUAUCCAACACACUAACAGUGUGCAAACUGCAGUGUCUCUGGGCGCAGAGUAGCAGGUGGAGGUCGUGAUGCAGUGUGGGUCACCGCAAACACAAGAGGUCCUUGAGCAUGGAGCCAUCCCUGGCCACCCAACAAUAUUGAGCCAUUACCUGCAAGACUUGCCGCAGACAGACAGAGCUGCACACUCACUCACUAAGGCAUGGGGGGAGGGCCGUCCUUCAAUCAGAGGAUCGGUGGUUCGAUCCCCGGCUCUGUGAGCCCAUGUCGAUGUGUCCUUGGGCAAGACAUGUAACCCCAAAAUGGCUCUCGUGUGUGUGUGUGUAUGUCAGCUACUGCUGAUGUGCAGGUGGGACUGUAGCUCCUCCCAUCAGUGUGUGAAUGGGUGAAUGAUGUCACACAAUACUACAAACUAACCAAUCGAUUGAGGCACUAGCAACUCCUGUCUUUUUGUUUUUUAACCAAACUCAAAAAUCUAAAUCUCUCAAAGAGUUUGUCUCUGUUUAAAAAACAAAAUGAAUUGUUGAGCAAAAACUUUUUCUCGAAACUUAGAAAGAAAGAGCAUUUUUUUUAAUGGGACGAUAUAAGAACUGAAGGAUUGAUAAACUUCUUUUAUAAAACUCACGGGCUAAUGAUUGAUAAUAAGUAUCUCAUUCCACCCAAUUCAAAGAAAUCAGAACUAUCAAUGAUAACGGAACUUUUCUUUGUAGAUUUAGAUAUUUUCCAGCCUGAUAAUUUCAUAUUGCCACGGAUGAUUUAUUAUAUGAUUUGCACUGGAAUCAGCAGAUAUCGCUGACCUCAGCUGCUCUGCGCUGCAACAAUAGAAGAGAGGAAGUUCCUAUAGAUAGUACAGGUGUGUAAACAGCAGGUGCUUCACUGAGGUAACACACACACAUGCAGUCGCCUCGGCGACUUUCAUGAUUGAUGUUUGUGAAACAAAGAAUUUCGCAGCAGGCCGUAGUGCUGAGCGUUCACUUUCCAGAAGCACAUGUGGUUCAUCAAUGCCUGGCUGCGUCCAGGGUUCUGUUUAUGUGCAGAGGGAGAAGAGAGGAAGAGAAGGAGGAACACAAGGCCUGACAGUACUGCACAAAACACAACCUUUCUGCAUGUUUGGAGUCUUAGAUAAAGCUCUUAUUUCAUUAAACAAAUAGACAUGCUUACAACUUCUAACCAUUUGAUCUUUAGUCCUCGUCAUCAGUUCCUAGAGCAUUUCAGCUGUAAUAUCUUUAAACUCAAAUAAUGUUCACGUCGUAUAUAUUUCUCUGUUAAUGAAUGAAUACACAAACUGUAGCUUGUGCGCUACGAUUGUGUUCCCUUAGCAGGUAGGUAGUCGUACCCUUCUUGGCCAUCUCUUGGUGUCAGCAUAACAGUCACAGUUAAGGCACAUUGGAGCCUCUCAGGGAUCCACUUUGCUGAAUUGCACAAAUAUUUGACUCGCUAUGCAAGCGUCUUGGGGCACCGAUGACACUUCCUGUCCCCAUUGCUGCGUCUUUAUGUCUCAACUUCCUGAGAAUAGGAAGGUAUAUGUUUCAGUGAGCCUUGCCAGCUGCACUGUGCUACUGCCACUGCCUGCUGCACCACAGGUGUAGGACCAUGCAUUAAGAAAGCCAUUACAUUGACCGAGAGAAAGAGUCAGCAUUUCGAAGAAACCCUUGGAGGAUCCAAAUCAAAAGUUCCCCCCGACCCCCCACCCACCUCCACAGCCUUUCUUUCACCCACACCUGAGACCCAUCCUGACAAAAAUCAGCAUCUAUCAGCAAAAUAUGAAAAAGACCCAAAUGCAGAAGUCAUCACGAAACGGAGUGCUGCUGACAGCUGCUAUGGCUACAGCCGUAAACCAUCACUCCUCCUCCUCUCAUUCCUCUUCUCCUUCCCUCACACCUUCUCUCCUUCUUUGUUGCAGCACUGGUCACCACACACAACUGUGUGCCGUGUGUGGCUGCUGUAAGUGCUGGCGCUGCAGACCUCAACAAAGGUUACACUGCUUAUUUCAGAAACUGACCCUUCUCUCAAGUUCAGAUUUCACUUGCUCCCACUAAGCCCAGGUGUGUGUAGUUGUGUUAGUGUGUACACUUCUUAGUGUGGUGAAGGCAUCUGUGGCAUUAUCUUUUUGUACUUUGGUGUGUGUGACGUUUUCUCAGAACAGCUGAGUGCUCCUGAUCUUCUGCUUCUCAGACCUUUGAUGUGAUUUCUUUUCUUCUUCCUGUGAAGGAAAGUGGAGUAUUAUAGUGGACUUAGUCAUCUGGCCAUGUGAGAUAGGAUUUCUUAAAAAUAUCCCUCCUUCCUUGCCCUUCCAAUCUCUCUCGCUCUUCCCCCAGCUGACUUGGUGAGAUGACAGCUCCAGUGUGCAUGUUUUGGUGUUUCCGGCGCUUCUGCAGAGCAAGCAUCUCCGAGCUGCCUAUCUCAUAAGUGAUAAGGGGGGAAUGGAAUGACACACAGAACACCACACACACACACACACACACACACACACUCUCCCUUCCCAUUAACUCUUGCACAUCCUCCACUCCCUCCAGCAUGACGCCCAACCAGACAUACUCCGGCAGAAAAGAAUGUGAUAUGUUUGCCGGGUGCAGAAGUGUCGGGUCAACAUUCCUCGGUGUGAUUCCCCCAUGUGGGUGGUGGUGUGGGCACUGGGAGCGGGAGCAGCUGUGGGCCACCAGUGGCACCAGCAUGGCUGUCAUACUGACAAAAGAGCAGGAACAGGGGAAAGCUCCGAUAGAGGUGUGCGUGUGUGUUGCCCAGUAGGAUUUGUACUAACUGCUGAAACAGCAAACACUGAUAAGCAACUGUUUCUGGGGGAUGUGUCAUUGUCACAAUGCACCCACUAAGUAGACGGGCGACUCUGCUCUCUUUAUGGGGCUGCUGCUGAAUGAAAAGGUCACUUUGACUGUAAUUAAUCUUGUUAUUUUCAGGGUGUCCCGCAUCGUUUGUUCUGCUCCUGCAUAUUUCCAAAAGUUUACAGUACAUCAUAUAUGCGUGUGUGCAGUGUGAGGCACUUUAAAGGUGUUCAGAGGAGCGAUAACAGUGAGUGUUCUGCGUUUGUGUAGGAUCCUAAAGUUCCUUGUGGCGAAGAGGAAGUUUAAGGAGACGCUGCGUCCGUAUGAUGUGAAGGACGUCAUAGAGCAAUACUCCGCUGGAC
This is a messenger RNA of Pseudoliparis swirei, 6814 nucleotides long. RefSeq names its product potassium voltage-gated channel subfamily KQT member 4. Lineage: Eukaryota; Metazoa; Chordata; Actinopteri; Perciformes; Liparidae. The record is from RefSeq and is a predicted model, not a curated record. The coding region runs from base 514 to 2265 and encodes 583 amino acids. The transcript is spliced from 14 exons. Gene Ontology annotation, molecular function: voltage-gated potassium channel activity. Gene Ontology annotation, biological process: transmembrane transport; potassium ion transport. Gene Ontology annotation, cellular component: membrane.